AUGUGGUGCCAGUGUUGUUUGUGGUGGCUGGAUCACCUCAGCGUCCGCAGGUGCAUCACGCCUCUCUUUGUUUUAAACGAAAUAAAAACUGCCUAUUUCUUCUUGGGGAAAAAAUGUGAGCGUCCUCGUUUGUCCCCAUCCAUCUGCUCACACGUGCAUACACAUGGUGUGGCAUCUUCCCCUUUGCUUGUUUCUUGCACUUUCGAAGGGUGUGUGAUGGUGUACAUUCUUGCCCAUGAUGUGGUACUUUGCCUCUUGUUAGACCGGCACGGAGACCCUACCGCUGUUCAGUCAUUUGUUCAAAACAAGUGGGAUUCACUAAGGGAAACUCAGCUACCGUCAACAAUGUCGCUUGUGUGUUGGUUAUGGCACUCCCUGAAGGCGAAGAGAGGACAACAAAGCGGUGAGAUAGAUGAAGAUGAGGUUGGAGACGGCAUAAGGGUCGCAACUGUCCCAGGAGGCAACAGUCCUAUAGAAACACCAUACAGGGCAAGAAAUGCAGUAGAACCCAGUCAUGCCGAGUUCGUCGAAUCUCCCACGCUCGCAACUUCUACCAGCGACUGUUAUCCCGAAAGCACACCACUUACGAGUAGGGUAGCAAAAAUCACCGUAAAGCAAGUGCUCCAAUGGGUUAAGAAGGCCCGUCCAACGUCUGACGGUCAUGAGUUUCACUUCGCUGGCGAGGCCGAUGAGCCCAGUAACCACACUUCAAGGGAAAGGAAUGUAACUACUCGCUGCAGAACGGCAGAGGACUUGUGGGUUCUAACACGGUUGGUAGCGCUUGUGCGCCACGCUGUUGCUACCCUGAUGAGGCAACUCCUCCCUUUGUCCUGUCAAACCAACGGUCAACGAUGCGAUCAAGCAGAGGAGGAAGAAAUUGAAGAAGAUGAUCAUAGUCGGUUCACGGAUUUUCCGCAUGAAUGUGUAGUACUUGUGCCCCUUCAUGUGUGCCGUUCUAUCCGCGGCCUCUCGCUACGCCAAGUCAUUGCAAUCUGCACUCAAAAGCAGACAGUCCUGUCGGAGUGGAGCAAGUCCCGACGCUCCGUUUCUUUCAUCAUUAACCCGGCGUUACCGCCAACUAAUAACCCUCACCGAGCAGAGAAGAAUAAACGUCUUGACAGGAUACAACAAGCGGUGUUUGCUCAGUACUAUGAGAGCAUGGCGCACUCCAGCAACAGGCGGGCCAACGGUGCGUUCAACCCAGUCAUUCCUCUUCAUCAAGAUGAGGCACAGGGACUACAGAACCGGAAACAGGAGGAGUCCUUUUCUAGCUUCCUCCGCGGUGCUUCCAUUGGGUUUGAUAUGCAAUUGAUGGCUCUCUCUGGGGGGGCUGUUGGGUAUUAUUUGGGCUAUGUGCGAGGACGUCCUGCGAAUGAUUGCAUCGUAUACGCCACAGUUGGUUUGGUUUUGAUGCUUCUCGUGGAUGCCUUGCUUUUAAUACUUAUGCUGCGGCGGCAGGAUGAAAGUCUACGGCGAGAAAGACAAAACCGCUGGAAAUGGCUCCAACCAAUAGGUAGAGACGAAAAGAAAAGUCAAAGAGGGGAAGACUAUCAUGCGGAGGGAAGAGGCAGCGUCGUUGCCGCAGCGCUAAAUGCUAAGAAAAAUGCGUAG
Molecule: messenger RNA, 1611 nt
Organism: Trypanosoma brucei brucei TREU927
Lineage: Eukaryota; Euglenozoa; Kinetoplastea; Trypanosomatida; Trypanosomatidae
Gene: Tb927.6.880
Exons: 1
Coding region: 1-1611 (536 amino acids)
Source: RefSeq, a predicted model, not a curated record